Molecule: messenger RNA, 396 nt
Organism: Neospora caninum
Lineage: Eukaryota; Apicomplexa; Conoidasida; Eucoccidiorida; Sarcocystidae
Exons: 2
Coding region: 1-396 (131 amino acids)
Source: RefSeq, a predicted model, not a curated record
AUGAGUGCGUCCAAGGAGGAAAUCUGGUUGCGCUUUAUCUUCCCCAACCACGAUGGAGCUACUGUGGAGGCGACCUACACGCCUUCUCUCGUUUGUGUCUGGGCUUCUCCUGCGUCCCUGUUCCUGCAGAAAGGCACGACAGUCCGGGAGGUCAAGAGCGACGUGCUCCUUCACCGAUGGAAAGACACUUUCGCCUCCCCGGAGCGCGUGGCGAAGCUUCGCAUGUUCUACCGAGGGCGAGAGCUCAAAGAUGCGUGGCAAUUGAGGGACUGUCAUUUUCCGCAAGAUGCCGACUACCCCGCCGCCUGUCAUCUCUUUGUCGUUCUCCGGGGCUCCGAGAAGGCCGCUGAGCACGCUGGCAGCAAAGCGUCGCGGUGCCUAUGCCAGAUCUCAUAG